Molecule: messenger RNA, 384 nt
Organism: Saxophila tyrrhenica
Lineage: Eukaryota; Fungi; Ascomycota; Dothideomycetes; Mycosphaerellales; Extremaceae
Exons: 3
Coding region: 1-384 (127 amino acids)
Source: RefSeq, a predicted model, not a curated record
AUGUCGGCCAAAAGAACCCUCCGCAGGUUCAAUCAAGGCUAUCGUUCCGACGAAAACGGUGCUGCCAGAGGCGUUAGCACAUCCACUAGAGGAAAGGCGAAGAAUUCGCGCGGAGCCAAUCGUGGGAGAAGCGAGCAGGUGGUCGUCGACCGUGCUGCAAUCAAUGGGGGCGGAGGAUCAACUCAGAGAGCCGAGAGUCCUGACCCAUGGCCUCGUGUGGCCCCGGGCGAUGGCAGUCGAUUCGAGGGCCAUGACAUGCACAUGGAUCAAGAAGAUGGCCCGAUCCCGCGAGUCCCGCCGGGCGCGAAAGAUCAUAGGUCUGUGGACGACUCGUACAAAGCGCCAGUCGAGCUGCGGGAGAGGGAAGUUGGAAUCGUUUGGUAG